Prosopis cineraria is the source of this 1891-nucleotide messenger RNA. Its product is annotated as aluminum-activated malate transporter 12-like. The transcript has 6 exons. The record is from RefSeq and is a predicted model, not a curated record. Bases 44 to 1675 code for a protein of 543 amino acids. Gene Ontology annotation, cellular component: plant-type vacuole membrane. Gene Ontology annotation, biological process: malate transport. NCBI's taxonomy places the organism in Eukaryota, Viridiplantae, Streptophyta, Magnoliopsida, Fabales, Fabaceae.
UUGGGAUUCUUCUGGCAUCGUCUAGACUCCCCAGAACAAGAAAAUGGUGGCGAAGUUAGUUCAUGCAGAGAUGGAAAUGGCAACGGGUGAGAAGAUUAUGGGAUGGGAAGUGAAGAAGAGGAUGAACAGAAUAGGUGAGAAGAUGAAGAGGAUGCCGAGAAUGGCAUGGAAAUCAACGUGGAAGGUGAGACGUGAAGAUCCCAGAAGAGUGAUUCAUGCAAUCAAAGUGGGUUUGGCUCUCACGGUCGUCUCUUUGCUCUAUCUCUUGGAACCACUCUUCAAAGGGAUUGGCGAGAAUGCCAUCUGGGCCGUCAUGACCGUCGUUGUUGUCCUUGAAUUCACUGCAGGGGCAACGUUAUACAAGGGGCUCAACAGAGGAUUGGGGACACUAUUGGCUGGAUUAUUAGCACUUCUUAUAGAGUAUAUUGCAGAAGCGUCUGGUCGGGUCUUUCAAGCUCUUUCCAUUGGAGCUUCAGUUUUUAUUAUAGGAGCUGCAGCUACAUACAUGAGAUUCAUUCCCUACAUAAAGAAGAACUAUGAUUAUGGUGUGGUCAUAUUCCUCUUGACCUUCAAUUUGAUCAGUGUGACAAGCUAUCGUGUCGACAACGUCAGGAAGAUUGCUCAUGAGCGUUUCUACACCAUCGCCAUAGGUUGUGCCAUCUCUCUUUUCAUGAGCCUUCUCGUUUUCCCUAACUGGUCUGGCCAAGACCUUCAUGAGUCCACCAUCUUCAAGCUCCAAGGCCUCGCUGAUUCCAUCCAAGCUUGUGUUAAUGAGUACUUCAAAAACGGUGUCAUUCAAGAAAAUGAGGACGUUAAAUCUUCAUCCGAGGAUACUAUAUACAAGGGUUAUAAGGCUGUUUUAGACUCCAAAUCCACCGAUGAAACACUGGCAUUGCAUGCGAGUUGGGAGCCAAGGCGUUCGAGGUAUUGUCACAGAUUUCCAUGGCAGCAGUAUGUAAAAGUUGGAGCUGUUCUUCGCCAGUUUGGGUACACCGUCGUAGCCCUCCAUGGUUGUCUGAGAACAGAAAUUCAGACUCCGCCAUCGGUUCGAGCCAUGUUCAAGGACCCCUGCAUAAGGCUGGCGACAGAGGUAUCAAAAGUACUGAUAGAACUUGCCAACAGCAUAAGGAACCGCCGGCACUGCUCGCCGGAGAUACUCUCCGAUCAUCUUCAUGAAGCCUUACAAGACCUCAACACUGCCAUCAAGUCUCAGCCUCGGCUCUUCCUUGGCUCUGACGACAGCAAGACCACCAACAUGCUUGCCGCAGCAGCAGCAUCGCAAGUAGGACAGAAAAAGCCAAGGAAGAAUAACUCAUCAGGAGUGACAUUAUCAAGUGUUAAAACUGAUUCUUCUGCCUCGCUCGAAUGGAAGAACAAAAGGCCCAGUGCUGAGCAAUCCAAGGAAGCAUCAGAGCGAAAGGUUUUGAGACCCCAGUUGAGUAGUAAAAUCGCCAUUACUAGCCUUGAGUUCUCUGAGGCUCUUCCUUUUGCUGCUUUCGCUUCGUUGCUUGUGGAGACCAUAGCAAAAUUGGACCAUGUAAUCGAGGAAGUUGAAGAACUGGGGAGAUUAGCGUGCUUCAAAGAGUACAGACCCGGUGAUGAGAUUGUCGUCACCUGUGAGAAACCCCGGGUUGAUGUAACUCAGAGCCAUUUACCAUCUCACGGAGUAGACUAAUUUAGAGAGACGUUAAGAGGUGUAUUCUUUCAUGGACAUGAACAACGAUGAUGAUGACGAGUUUCAGAUAUAUAGAUAAAUCACUGAACUGUCUGAAUAUCUUUAAAUUGCAAGAUUAUGUAGCCAGAUUUAGUUAAUCUGUUAGUUGUAGGAAACUGCAUUUGCAUACCACUGUUUCCAUCAAAAGCCAGCUCAAUAAAUUCCUUUCAGAGAUGC